AUGGAUCCAACCUUGGAUGAAGAAAAUGAGUACCAAGUCACUCCAACGGGCAACACAAUCUUACACGUGGCGGCCCAUCUUGGUCACUCCCAUUUCCCGGCAGAAGUCCUUAAGAUUACUCCGACAUUGUUAUGCCAUCAGAAUAAGAAGAACGAGACUGCGCUACACAUAGCAGCUAAUGAAGUUCACAUCAAAGUAGUCCAUUUGCUACUUAGUAUAGAGGAGCAUUAUAAGGAGAAACUCAUGAGGAUGACAGAUGAGAAUGGAGCUCCAGCCCUGCACAAGGCCGUGAGUAGCCGACAUAAAGAUGUAGCCAGUUUCUUGGUGAAAGAAGAUCCUGAAUUUGAAUUUCCAUCCAACAAGGCGUGGCAGACACCAAUGUAUCUGGCAGCUGAGUCUGUUCUUCGUGAAGCUUUGGUUGAAAUCUUGAACUCCUGCAAGCGACCAACUUCUUCUGCAGGUCCAUUAAAUCAAACACCUCUGCAUGCAGCAGAACCUGAUGUGAGGGGUUUGAAUUCGCUGCAUUUUGCUGCUCAUUUAGGAUUGAAAGAAGUAGUUUCUGAUAUGCUGGGGUGGAAAAAAUUCUUAGCCUACCUUUCAGCAGGCAGUGAAAAUGACCGGACAACAGCAAUUCACAUUGCAGUCGGUGCAGGUAAGGUAGAUGUUUUACAUGAGCUAUUAAAUCACUGCCCUGAUUGCUGGGAAUUGCUGGACAACAAUGGACGAAAUGCUCUUCAUGAAGCCAUAUUAUACAGUCAAGCAAAUGUGGGCUAUGUGCCUUUGGAAUUAAAAGAUCAUCCCCGAACAAAGAAUAUGUCGCAUAACAAGGAAAACAAGACUCCAUUUGAAGUAGCAAUGUCUUGCACAGAGUGGACGAUAGACAAGGAUUGA
Molecule: messenger RNA, 891 nt
Organism: Capsicum annuum
Lineage: Eukaryota; Viridiplantae; Streptophyta; Magnoliopsida; Solanales; Solanaceae
Product: protein ACCELERATED CELL DEATH 6-like
Exons: 4
Coding region: 1-891 (296 amino acids)
Molecular function (GO): protein binding
Source: RefSeq, a predicted model, not a curated record